This is a messenger RNA of Andrographis paniculata, 669 nucleotides long. RefSeq names its product TIR-only protein-like. Gene Ontology annotation, biological process: signal transduction. The transcript is spliced from 2 exons. The coding region runs from base 1 to 669 and encodes 222 amino acids. Lineage: Eukaryota; Viridiplantae; Streptophyta; Magnoliopsida; Lamiales; Acanthaceae. The record is from RefSeq and is a predicted model, not a curated record.
AUGGCUACAUUGACAAGGUCAGUGAGGAGAAACAGGAAUCAAAUACUCCAUACCCAUCGGAUAAUCCGAACGGCGACUCCGAACCCGAAUCCCAAUCCGGGUCGGGCCUGCGACGUCUUCAUCAACCACCGGGGUAAGGACACGAAGCGGAAUGUGGCUUCGCUGCUGUACCAGCAUCUCUUCAGGCUGAGGCUGACGCCAUUUUUGGACAACAUGAGCAUGAAGCCUGGGGACAAACUGUUCGACAAGAUCCACGCCGCCGUCAACGACUGCAAGCUCGGCGUCGCCGUCUUCUCCCCCCGCUACUGCCGCUCCUAUUUCUGCCUUCACGAGCUCGCCCUCAUGAUCGAGACCAAGAAGAAACUCAUCCCCAUUUUCUGCGACGUCAGGCCGUCGGACCUCGCCGUCGUGCCCAGCCCCGCCCUGCCGUCGGCGGAGCUCCGGCGAUUCGCCGGUGCCGUCGAAGAGGCUAAGUAUACCGUCGGCCUCGAAUUCGACUCCCGGAAGGGGAACUUGGCAGAUGUGGUGAAAAACGCAGCAGAUAUUGUGAUAGAGAACCUGUUAGAGAUUGAUGACGAUGAUGAGCGAGGACAUAAUGAUCAUUCUUCAAAAUCCCUACAGAUACAUCAUCGUCGUCAUCGUCAUGGACCUGAACAAUUAAUUGACUGA